Messenger RNA from Anopheles cruzii, 4326 nucleotides. RefSeq lists its product as uncharacterized. Gene Ontology annotation, cellular component: NSL complex. The transcript is spliced from 10 exons. NCBI's taxonomy places the organism in Eukaryota, Metazoa, Arthropoda, Insecta, Diptera, Culicidae. Gene Ontology annotation, molecular function: histone acetyltransferase binding. Bases 16 to 4326 code for a protein of 1436 amino acids. The record is from RefSeq and is a predicted model, not a curated record.
GAUGCAGUGGAAGAGAUGGCCCCCGCUCUUACGGAGCCAUUGAGCCAAAGCAAACUGUCCUCCUCGGCGGCCUCGGGCGCCUCGCCCCGGACGAGCAGCAGCACCACCACGACCACGACCAUCGAUACCACCAUCGCUUCGUCGGAUGCUGCCGUUGCCUACGAAGAGGAACGGACCACACAGUCCUCGGACCAACAACCGGCAGCGCUCGAUGGUGGCGGUGGUCUAUCCGCAGAACAUCACGCCGCAGCGACCUCCUCCUUCAGAGAAGUGCAGGAAACGGCCACCACCAGUAAUGAGCAGUCCGGAACCACCACUCUCGGGAGCAGCACCACGGUCGAUGACAUACAGAACAACAACAGCACCAACAAUGGUGAACACCAAACGCUGAAGAUCCUUCCCGACCCUAGCCGCGAUCUGAUCGAGUUAGCGCUGGAGCAGCUCCACCAGGAUGCCACGAUCGGGGUCGGUAUGCCGGGUUUGGGAAACUGCACGGUGACCACUGCUGCCGUUGAUGGUUUGAAUAAGGGCACCGUAACCGGUGUGCCGAUGACCAACGCCACCACCAGCACCAUCACCAGCAUGCCGACGACUAUUUUGCAGCCACCGGUGUCGGAGUCGGACCAGCAGCCACAGCAACUGCAGCAGGAAAUGAUGAACGUUCCGGCACAGGAGCUGUCCCAGUCAUCCAUCGGGACCACGGCCGGUAGUGAGGCAGGCGGGUUGCAAAAGGACUACCUCAAGGAGAACGCCGAAAUGGACCAAAUGAUCCACGAUCUGUCGACGGCCGACAUCGAUCUGCUGCAGGUCCUGAAGAGCUUCGACACCAGUGGUCUGCUGCUGUUCAGCGACGUCGACGUAGCGAACCUGUGCGACGGUCCGGACGGUAGUGGCCAGUCCGCCGCUUCGCCUAACAAGGAUCGUGAGCGGUCCGAGCUGCGGGCGGACAUCAUCAAGCGCCAGACGCAGAUGCAGCGGAAGUGCGAUUUUCUGAUCCGCCGGCUGAGCAAGCUGUGCGCUCGGUACAUGGGCCAGCACAUCAGCGAGGAGGUGGCCGGAACGUUCGAGUACGCCCAGCGCUACUGGAAGAAGCGCGAGAAGGAGUACGCGAAAGGUCAGCUGCACAGCAGUGCGGCUGCUGGCGGUGCUUCUGGCCAUGCCACGACGUCAACCGGCGGCGGUGACGGUGGUCAGCAGCAGCAGUGGCCUGAGAUCAUACCGUACCAGGCGCCACCGCCGCUGGUGGAGCAGCAGCCGGAAAAACUGAAACCAAUCUCGGCCAAUGCGCUCAAAACGUUCACCAAGCGGCUGGAGGGAAUCUCGAGCACGAUCUGCUCGGCGCAAAGCAAACGCGUGCUGCACACCCGCUACUUUCACGGCGUAAACCACGCCUCGGGGGAGAUGGUUGGCCGCGGGACUGCGGCCGGGGAGCGUCCACCGAGUUACGCGAACAUUUCCAACACGAUUCCACUGUUCGAGAAGAGUUCGGCGCUGGAACUGGAGCAGACGGCGGGUCUGCUGCACUCCGGCCUGCGCCAGGUGCAGAUGACCCUCGACUCCGACGCAACGCUCAGCAGUUCCGGUGGUGACUCGGCCGACGAAUCGGUACCAUACAGCAACAUGUCACAGCAAACGCUUCCGAUCCGGAAACGUGCUUUAUGGAAGUGGUCGAAGGAUCGCGCAGCCGUGGCAAGCCGUUGGACCUGGCUCGUGGCCCGGGUCGCCGAUCUGGAGUACCGCAUUCGGCAGCACAAUGAGUUGUUGAUGAAAAUUCGCUACAACAAGGGCCCCAUCACGCUGGAAGAGUUUGCCCUGGUCCAAGACGGGAGCAGCAGCAUCGGUGGUGAUGACGCCCAGCAGCCGCAGUCGCUAAACGGCUACCGUGGCCUGCUUCCCGGCAGCAGCAAACCGCUGCUGAACAGCGAGCUCGGUGCGACGGACGAAGAGGAAGCCAUUCCGAGUUGUUCGCGCACCCGGCCCUACAACCGCUCAAAGUUCCGCAAGCGGAAGCUGAUGCAGACACCGAAUCUGCACAUCAUAUCGAAGCGAGCGGCACGGCCAAGCAACAUCAAGUGUGGUUGCCAGUGGCCACUGCAACCGUGUGCCCUCUGUACGGGACGAUCCGAUCCGACGGCACCACGUGAUCCGCCCGCCACGAUGCCGUUCGCCGAACGGGUGGCCUUGCUUGAUUCCUCGUACCAUCCUGUGCUAAGUUUCCCCGGAGAAAUUUCCCAUUCGAUGCACUUGGAAGCGAUCAUGCGGGUACCGGAGAUGCAGAACCGUAUGAUACGCGGCCCGACCGCUUCGACCAAAGCUUCUACUGCCGGCACCUCGUCGGCGACGGGGGGCAGCUCUUCGUACAAAUCUUCGGGCGGACAGCAGCACCGCUGGCGGUCACCACCGGGUGAGCACGCUCGCAACAACGCCGCCGCACCGUUCCUUUCGUCCGGCGACGAGGGCGAACUGUCGUCGCACGGCAAACGCUACAUCGGUUCGGAUGGCAAACGGAAGCACGGCGUAAGCGGCAGCAGCAACAAGUACAAGAACAACGAACGCUCCUCCUUGCCCGAUGGCAACAAUAGAUCGAAGAAAUCCAAGUCCCGGCGGGAUGUGAUACAACCGAAUAGCCGCAAAUCGUCGUGCUGCCACCACCACCACGCAACGGGCGAUUGUGGCGGUAGCGGUGGCCCGAAUGGUGGCCCUCAAAACAACAAGCAGCGAUCGAGCAAAUCGCGAAAAUCGUCCCACUGCUUGGAGUGCACCGAGGGACAGCUCCCGGAUGGGGCGGCCAGUACCGGCCGUAGCAAGAACUCAUCGCCAACACCAAAUCAUCAUCGUAACGAAAGGCGGCAUCGCACUUCGUACGACAUCGACAAUAUUGUUAUUCCGCUCAGUAUGGCGGCCACUACCAGGGUGUCGUUGCCGCAGUACAAGGACAUAGCGAUACCAAAAUGGCGCAUCGUGCAGGAUGAGGAAGAUGCUGCGACAGAAGAACAGCUCGAAGCGGAGGAAACAGUGAUGCUGCAGACCGGUUCACCGCCGACAGCCCACCCUCGGGGUUCGGUGUCACCCUCCUCAACGACCACCGUGACUGCGAGCGAAACCGGCGGUGCGACGCUGACCAGCGGCGACGAGCUGGUGCUGGUGGACAUCAAACCGGUUAAAGUUGAGCCAAUUCAUCCACCGAACGGUACGAAACCGACCGUGGCCGCCGGUACGUCGUCGUCGUCGUCCUCCUCCACGAUGCUGCCUUUCAGCGUCAUCAAGAAGGAAGAUUACGGCGACACGCCGCAACCGGGACCGAGCUGCGUCGAAAGUCAGCAGCAGCAGCUGAUCGUGAUGCCGGCACAGGACGAGGAGGACAUUUCCGAGGAGGCGAUCCACCUGAAGCACGACCGAGCGCUGCAAGAGGAGCGCAAAAAGUUCCAAACGUUCCUCAAGUUCCCGUGGAGUCGACCGCGUGCCAAUCGGCGCACGGAGAGCCGAGCCGGGUCUCAGAGUGGUCCCAACACUCCCGAUCCCACGUCCCCGGCACCACCGACUCCGAUGGUGGAGCACGAUUCGUCGCCGGCAUGCCCGUCAACGCCGCUUACGCCACAGGAUGGGCAAGUUCUCUCGGAGGCAAACGUUAUCAACGCUUUCAACAAAAGUCUCAGCAAAAAGGAACGCCGCAGAACGGUGUCUUCGAAGCGCGAGGAGCAACAGCAAGCCCACACCGGAGGUGGUAACACCCCGCCGGACACGCGCGAGCUCGUGUCGCCGUACGAAUCGCUGCAGUUCCCGUUGACAGACGACAUCUACGAUGAAAUGCUAAGAUCGAUGCCGAGCGAUCACAUCGCACUGGUCGAGGAGUGUAUCGGCAAGCUGACGGGGCGCGACGGUCUGCCACUGCGCCGACCACGCCAUCCGAACAACAAUGUGCUGCUCGUGCUGAAAUCCAGCAUCGAUUUGGCCCCGGCCAGUCUCGGGUUGGGCAGCCAAAAUCCGUUCAGUUCGAACGCUUCCUGCACCUCGACCACGAUGUCGGCCGUCGAAACCGACCUGGACGAUUUCGACGACGAAGACCUGAUGCUGGCCAAGCGCACCGAAAACCAGCGCAUCAUGGAGCGCCUGCUGAACAAUCGCGACGCGUCGCUACGCUACGAAAUCGUGCCACCGACGGAGAAACCGAUGCUCGACGAUGACGAUCCGCUGGACGACGAAGAAACGGACACGGGCGAGUCACUGUUCGUCGAAGAGGACGAUCCGAACGACCCGGAGUGGUACGAUCGGCCCCGAGCCCCGAACCGUAGUAUCGGAGCCGCGCCCGGCAGCGGCAGACUCUAG